AUGGAGAAACGUAUUGUUACGAAUCUCCAAAAAGAGCCGCUAAGAAGUCUCAUACUUGGUCACGCAAUCCGCAACAAGGCCAUAUGCCCGGCAGGCGUUCUGGUCGAUAUGGCCUUUGCCGCAGUGCUAGAAAGGACCGGCGAACGAGCGGGCCUCAAGUCCAUCGGGCUAAGAUCACUACACCUGAUCGCCGCUAUCACAAUCGACAUUGACAUUGACACUACCAACAAUCCAGUUCAGACUCUUGAGGCUACAUUGGAAAAGCGGACUGCGGCCCCCGAAUUCGCUGUUACUUUCAGCGGUGGCGAGCGUCAGACUCAUCACGCAAGUUGCAUUCUGCGAGUGAUUGAAGACACCGAUGGUAUCAGAGGCGAGCACACGACUCGCUCUCUCAUCCGGGCCGUCUCUCGUGUGAAUCAGCUGCAGAGUAACACCGCCGCCAACCACUUCAAUGGCCAGAUGAUUUAUAAGAUGUGGACGUCCGUCAUGCAGUAUUCUCCAGAAUACCAUGUUCUCCAGAACAUCACGCUAGCACCUGUCGGUUAUGAAGCUUGCGCGAAGCUUCAAACAAGAUCAAGAGCGAGAGCCGGAAAUCGGGAGUACGCGAUCGACCCAGUCUGGUUAGACGGUGCCAUGCAGGCCGCUGGCUUCACAGUGAACAUAAAUGUCGCUGCUGAUCCCGGAGCGGUACAUGUUCUCACCGAGUGUGCUGCUAUCGAUUUCUGGGAGCGUCCGCGAAGCAACAAUAUGUAUGCUUGCCAUGUCCACGGAGAAUCAGACGGAUCAGGCGAUGUCAUCAUGAGCGUUAGGAUAUUCGACGAGGAGAACGACAUGUGCCCGGUGGCAGCUAUCAGUGGCAUGCGUUUCCACAGACUGAAACAACGACCGGAAACCAAAAGCCAAAGUGGUAAAGGCUAUGAGGACGCCACGACACGGAUGAACAGGAGCGAGUCCAGCAAUCAGGGCAUCACAUCUACGACGAGAUUGUCAGAUUCAGCCCACCAUUCCCAUCCAAAGAGCCUGAUACUCGAUAAGAGUGAGGCAGCCGCUGAUGCAAGUGCGACGAGCUUGAUACACGCACUCAUCUCGAUACUGGCCACAGAAACACACGCAGACCCUGAUGAGAUUGACCAGAAUACUGCACUAGCCGACCUGGGUGUCGACUCCUUGGUGGCUCCUACCAUAGCAGAUACCAUUCGAGUCAAGCUAGGCGUCGAGAUACCAUUGCUCGCUCUGUUAGAGGCACAAACUGUGAUCGAUGUUGCCUCACUCUGCGGGGAGAUUGAUCCCGCAAAUGUAAGGCCUGGGCGCUUCGGAGCUGUCGCCCAGAAGCACAGCGCCACCACGGCAAAUAUCGCCCAGGGACCAGAUACAACACGUCACUCUGUGAUUGCUGAGCUUUCGAGUAGAGUUGUUCUCUUGCAAGGCUCCAGUCGAUGCAAACACAACUUGUUCCUCCUUCCCGACGCCUCUGGAAGCAGCUCCGUGUACGCAGGGCUUCCACCGAACCUAUCUCAACAGACCGACACGAGGGUCUACGGCCUCGAGUCCCCGUUUCAUGGCAUGAGUUCCAUGCCCAAUAUCUCAAUGAACAUGUACUGUUCACUAUUCGUCGAGGCAAUUCUCCGUGUCCAACCAACGGGACCGUAUCUGCUCGGUGGCUGGUCGAUUGGAGGACGUCUUGCAUACGAGUGCGCCAGACAGAUCAUACAAUUGGGGCACAAAGUUUCGGGACUUCUCGUGAUAGAGUCGUACGCGCAAUUGACGCCUAAUCUGUGUUCAGGUCCUGACGCGAUCUCGGUUGGGCAUCUCGAGGCAACGGGGUUCUUUGGAUGGUCUGGAGGUCAUGUUUCGUCAAGCAUGGCUGAGUGGCAGAAGAACCACAUGCUGCGCCUCAUUCUCAUGAACAGCGCCUAUAAACUUCCACCUCUUUAUGUGAACGAGGAGAAGAAUACAGCGAUAUUCCAGUUAGUCUGGUCGUCAAAAGGUGACUUCUCGCUGUUCCCGACCAAGAUUCUGCAAAAAGCGCAGGAGUGGAGCAAUGGAUCAUCCGGCAAUGCUAUCAACGGUGCUCAUAUAGCAUGGCUGAAGGAACCACGACCGGAAAGAUCUAUAGACCGGCUCACAGAAGAAUGGCGAGAUUUAGCAGGGCCACGAGUGAGGCGGCACAUUGUUGAGGGGGAACACUUUGACAUCAUGAUUCCCAGAGUGAAUGAGGAUCUAGCAUAUAUCAUGACAGAGGCCUUGAGAUGCUUCUAUGAGCCCUAG
This is a messenger RNA of Colletotrichum fioriniae, 2268 nucleotides long. RefSeq lists its product as uncharacterized. Gene Ontology annotation, biological process: fatty acid biosynthetic process; secondary metabolite biosynthetic process. Gene Ontology annotation, molecular function: phosphopantetheine binding; 3-oxoacyl-[acyl-carrier-protein] synthase activity; fatty acid synthase activity. NCBI's taxonomy places the organism in Eukaryota, Fungi, Ascomycota, Sordariomycetes, Glomerellales, Glomerellaceae. The record is from RefSeq and is a predicted model, not a curated record.